AUGGACGGCCGACGAAAUGUUGACCGUCAAGAGGAGGACACGGCCACCCAAACCGAGGCUGUACCGACGAGGCAGCCUGUUCGAGGCCUGACCACCGACACGACCACUCGCGACCACUUUGCGCGACAGUCAUGCCCACGAAUUGGACUCGAGCGCCUUUCGGAGGGCGCUGAACAGACGAGCUCAAGCCGUGUGCAAGCGGUCGACUCAGCCGGUCAUUGCGCUUCCGCCUCCGCGACCGACUCGAGCGGUGGGACUCGAACCGUUGAUGAGCAUGAGCAUGUGUGUGUGUGUGUGUGUGUGCUCCUUCUCCUUUUGACUCCCGGCGGAGGUGAAGUGAAGCGAGCCACUGUCGAGACCAAUCAAACUGGCUCCGUUCUGCCAACUGCCUCGGAAUUGUGCAGCCUUAUGUUCCAACGGACGACGAACAGGCUCGACUCCAUGCACGAGGUAAUGGAGAAGAUAUUUCUGCCCGCUCUCAAAGUCAAGCCUGCUCAGUUGGGGAAGCUGCCAUUGGAGAAGUACAUUGACUACGUGAACUCUGUCGAGAGCUACUUGAUCGCUUUGGAGAGUAAGUUGGAGUCAUGCUUUGUGGUGAUGUUGGGCAUCAUCACGUCUGAGGCCGGAGAGCUGAUCGGGCCGAGUCGAGAAGGCCAACCAGAUCCGGGCAUUCCGGACGCCACUUUGGAUGAUUCAUUUCGACCAAAUUUACUUGAGUUCCGCUGA
Molecule: messenger RNA, 726 nt
Organism: Protopolystoma xenopodis
Lineage: Eukaryota; Metazoa; Platyhelminthes; Monogenea; Polystomatidea; Polystomatidae
Source: the annotation of a GenBank genome assembly